Cannabis sativa is the source of this 2267-nucleotide messenger RNA. Its product is annotated as ATP-citrate synthase beta chain protein 2. The record is from RefSeq and is a predicted model, not a curated record. Gene Ontology annotation, molecular function: ATP citrate synthase activity. The transcript has 17 exons. NCBI's taxonomy places the organism in Eukaryota, Viridiplantae, Streptophyta, Magnoliopsida, Rosales, Cannabaceae. Gene Ontology annotation, biological process: fatty acid biosynthetic process; acetyl-CoA biosynthetic process; tricarboxylic acid cycle. Gene Ontology annotation, cellular component: cytosol. The coding region runs from base 190 to 2016 and encodes 608 amino acids.
UCUUGUUGGAUUGGUGGUAGCUCCCUUGAUCUGGCCUAACCUUCUUUCACUAUAUAAACCCUUUCAUUUCCAUUUUUCUAAGCUCCCAAACAAACAAACAUCUCUUUCUCUCUCGUUACUCCAUUCCAUUGGCUGAUUCCGCCGAAGCCACGGAAUUGCGUCGCCAGAGGUUAUCUUUGAUUCAACGCAAUGGCUACCGGACAGCUGUUCUCUCGCACCACACAAGCUCUGUUUUACAAUUAUAAGCAACUUCCAAUCCAGCGGAUGCUCGAUUUUGACUUCCUUUGUGGGAGGGAGACACCAUCAGUUGCUGGAAUCAUUAACCCAGGUGCUGAGGGAUUUCAGAAACUCUUUUUUGGUCAAGAAGAAAUAGCCAUCCCAGUCCAUUCAACCAUUGAAGCAGCUUGUGCCGCACACCCCACUGCUGAUGUCUUUAUCAACUUUGCUUCAUUUAGAAGUGCUGCUGCUUCUUCAAUGUCUGCACUGAAGCAGCCAACCAUUCGAGUUGUGGCUAUCAUUGCUGAAGGUGUACCUGAGUCAGAUGCUAAGCAAUUGAUUGCUUAUGCACGGUCUAACAAUAAGGUUGUUAUUGGCCCAGCCACUGUUGGUGGCAUUCAAGCUGGAGCCUUUAAGAUUGGUGACACAGCUGGAACAAUCGAUAACAUAAUUCAGUGCAAGCUGUACAGACCCGGAUCUGUUGGUUUUGUCUCCAAAUCUGGUGGAAUGUCUAACGAAAUGUACAAUACCAUAGCCCGUGUAACAGAUGGAAUCUAUGAAGGAAUUGCUAUUGGAGGAGAUGUGUUUCCAGGUUCCACUCUUUCUGAUCAUGUUCUGCGGUUUAACAAUAUUCCACAGAUUAAGAUGAUGGUUGUGCUUGGGGAGCUUGGUGGACGAGAUGAGUAUUCUCUGGUAGAAGCUUUAAAACAGGGGAAGGUGAACAAACCUGUGGUUGCUUGGGUUAGUGGAACCUGUGCACGCCUUUUCAAAUCCGAAGUACAAUUUGGUCAUGCUGGAGCUAAAAGUGGUGGAGAGUUGGAGUCUGCACAAGCAAAGAAUCAAGCACUUAGGGAAGCAGGAGCUGUUGUUCCUACUUCCUUUGAAGCUUUUGAAGCUGUAAUCAAGGAGACUUUUGAAAAAUUGGCUGAAGAGGGAAAGAUUUCACCUGUCAAGGAAAUCAAGCCUCCUCAAAUUCCAGAAGACCUAAACACUGCUAUCAAGAGUGGAAAAGUUCGUGCUCCAACUCAUAUUAUUUCUACCAUCUCUGAUGACAGAGGCGAAGAACCAUGUUAUGCUGGCGUUCCUAUGUCUUCCAUUGUUGAACAAGGCUAUGGUGUUGGUGACGUUAUUUCUCUUUUAUGGUUCAAACGCAGCCUCCCCCGUUACUGUACUCACUUUAUUGAGAUAUGCAUUAUGCUAUGUGCCGACCAUGGUCCUUGUGUCUCUGGUGCUCAUAACACUAUCGUAACAGCUAGGGCUGGAAAGGACCUUGUUUCCAGCCUUGUCUCAGGUUUGCUUACGAUUGGUCCACGUUUUGGUGGUGCCAUUGAUGAUGCUGCUCGUUACUUCAAGGAUGCUUAUGACAGGGGUCUUACACCUUAUGAAUUUGUUGAAAGUAUGAAGAAGAAGGGUAUCCGUGUGCCAGGAAUCGGUCACAGGAUUAAGAGAGGUGACAACAGAGACAAGAGAGUAGAACUACUUCAGAAGUUUGCACGCACACAUUUCCCUUCUGUCAAGUACAUGGAAUAUGCAGUGCAAGUUGAAACAUACACCCUCUCAAAGGCAAACAACCUGGUCCUCAACGUAGAUGGUGCAAUUGGGUCCCUCUUCUUGGAUCUCCUUGCUGGAAGUGGAAUGUUCACCAAGCAAGAGAUCGAUGAGAUUGUUGAAAUCGGUUAUCUGAACGGUCUCUUUGUGCUGGCCCGAUCCAUUGGUCUAAUUGGGCACACCUUUGACCAGAAGAGAUUGAAGCAGCCACUCUACCGUCACCCAUGGGAGGACGUUCUUUACACCAAGUGAGAGAAGUUGAGCCCCAUUUUCAUGCCACACCCACCUGCUUUACCCGAGCAAUGUUUGUUUUGUUUAAUUUUUUUUAGUCUCCGAUUUGCUGAGACAGUUAUUUCUGCUGUUAGUUUAGUGUCUGUAAUGCUAAUGGCUGAGCUAAGCUAAGUAUAAUUCUCUAUCUGUAAGUUGUAACAAAAAAAAGGUUCACAAAGAUAAACAUUAUCUUCCUAUUUUAUUAAAACAAACGCAAUUUUUCACGACUUAAA